AUGAAAUCCCAAAUGAACGAUCUUCAAUUGAAUUUCCAACCCUCUUCGGUAUGCUUCCAUCUUCAAAAACCCAGAAACCUGUUCUCACUUUCGGCCUCUGGAAUUGCAGAAAAAUUGGAAGGUUUUAAGGGAAUCGGAGGAAUUUCAGGAGGGGUAGAUUGGAUAAACAAACGAAAAGGGGUUCCUUUACUGAAGCGAAGGCACCGGCGACGGUAUUUCGGUGGUGACGACAGUGUUGAGUGGUGGUUCGCUGGCAUCUUCCCCACCGUUAAUCAAUCUUCCCUUCGAUUGAUUGCAGAAGGCGGUGAAGCAGAUAACAAUGAAGAAGAUUGCCAACGAUUUUCUCUUAUAUCCAUCCAAAAUUUCUUCUUCUUUCUUAUCAGUAUACGUAGCGGCACCUUCCUCCUGAAGAUCCUCACUCCUCCACUGUUUGGUUCUUGA
Lactuca virosa is the source of this 441-nucleotide messenger RNA. NCBI's taxonomy places the organism in Eukaryota, Viridiplantae, Streptophyta, Magnoliopsida, Asterales, Asteraceae. The record is from the annotation of a GenBank genome assembly.